This is a messenger RNA of Branchiostoma floridae (Florida lancelet), 946 nucleotides long. RefSeq names its product zinc finger protein 525-like. The record is from RefSeq and is a predicted model, not a curated record. Gene Ontology annotation, cellular component: nucleus. The transcript is spliced from 3 exons. Bases 95 to 946 code for a protein of 283 amino acids. Gene Ontology annotation, biological process: regulation of transcription by RNA polymerase II. Gene Ontology annotation, molecular function: DNA-binding transcription activator activity, RNA polymerase II-specific; RNA polymerase II cis-regulatory region sequence-specific DNA binding. NCBI's taxonomy places the organism in Eukaryota, Metazoa, Chordata, Leptocardii, Amphioxiformes, Branchiostomatidae.
GUCCAAGUAAGAGAGUUACAUCUAUCUCUUUGUCUAUGGGAAAGGGACUCUUUACCGCCAGUAUUCACAAGUGACCCUACAAGACCUAUCGAACAUGGCGACCCCGGCUGUAUCUCAUCGGAAACAAGAAGAGCCUCUUCCACGCACACACAAGUGUGGCCAGUGCGACAAGGAGUUUCACAAACUGAAUGACUUGAAGAGACACGUGCGUACUCACACUGGCGAGAGACCAUUUAGAUGUGAGGGGUGUAGCAGGCGGUUUAGUGUGCUGGGUAAUCUGAAGAGACAUAUGAGAACCCACACUGGAGAGAGACCGUAUAAGUGUGAUAAGUGUAGCAAACGGUUUAGUGAGCAGGGGCAUUUAAAGAGGCACAGGCAGACUCACACCGGUGAUAAACCUUACAAAUGUGAAGAGUGCGGCAGACAGUUUAGUCAGUUUGACCAUAUGAAGAGUCAUAUGAGGACUCAUACCGGUGGGAAGCGUUACAGGUGCGAAGAAUGUAGCAAACAGUUCAGUCGGCUUGGUAAUCUGAAGAGACACAUGCGAACUCAUACCAGUCAGAAGCCCUAUAGGUGCGAUGAAUGCAGCAGACAGUUUAGUCAGCAGGGUAAUCUGAAGAAGCAUAAAAUGACUCACACAGGUGAGAAGCCUUACAAAUGUGAGGAGUGCGGCAGACAGUUCAGUCAGCUGGACAAACUGAAAACACACAUGCAGACUCAUACCGGGGAGAAACCAUAUAAGUGUGAAGAAUGCAGCAAACAGUUCAGUGUCCUCGGUUCUCUGAAAAUUCACAUGCGGAUUCACACGGGUGAGAAACCUUACAAAUGUGAGAAGUGCAGCAGACAUUUUAGUGUGCUGAGUAAUCUGAAGACACAUAUAAAAACCCACACCGGAAUAGUGGUGCACAUGGUUUCGACAUGCAUGGGGAAGAUUGCCGCCAAAUGA